GCAAGCCGUCAAGAUGUAAUCCUAAUAAGAGAUCAGUCGUGAGCUCUUAUGAGCUCACCGUGGAUUAGUCUCGAUCAAUCAAUCGAUCGAGGAUACCACGUAAAAUCGUUGUCUCGUAUGUUGUUUCAUCUUCCACAUCAUCAAAUUCUACAUGGUAUCAGAGCGAAACUCGAUCCUUUAUUAGGGUUUUGAGCUUCCUCAAGUCUCUGUCUUAGGUCUCUUCAUCUUCGUUAACCAGUCACGGUGUGCGAAGACUCCACCUCCAGCAACAAUGGAAACGAAGUUGCUUGUGGCAUUCGACGUCAUCAGACCGGCGUCCCUUUCGUUCGUUCAUCCAGCAGCAAGCGAGAGCCCGUAGCAGCUGACCAUGAGUUUUCUGUUUUGCGCCGUCUGCGCAGUACACGUCAAGGAACACUGCCCGAAUCCGCUUAUCUCUCUGCUGCUAGAUUGUCGUUCAUCUUCUCGUUGGCGUUAUCCCGCCUCCGGAGUUCAGUUCAUAGUGGUCAACAAGAAGGCCACGAUUAGGAUCUCAAUUUCGACGCCGAGCGUGUCUGUGUUUCCGUCAACAUCCAAACAAGGCUUGUUUUUCGGAUUCGUCAUCUCCGGCCAGCCGAAAAGAAGAGUCGUUGUCCUGUUCAGUAGCAGCGCUCUUGUCAUCAGCUCAUCGUCUUCAUCAAAGGUCCAUGAUUUAGUCCAUCAAUCAGCCGCUUGUCUUCAUCAAGGUCCCUUGGAAUUCAGAGUUGUGUGGUGUCUUCGUCAACUAAUUGGUUUGAUAAUCGGCCAGUCAAAGCAUUGUUGGCAGCAUGCAUCCUCAGUGCUUGGAGAUUCUCAUCUUAUAAGUUAUUCAUAUGGUUGUUGUGGGCAUUGGCCUUUGCUCAUGGACUCAUGUCAAGGUUCAUUGGUCUUGUUGUGGUGGUGGUGGUGUCUACACAAGGACGGAUUUCAAGUUAAUGCCAAAGCCAUUCCCAGUGCUUGCGUAGUCUGAUUCAUGGCAAUUGUUAGGUCUGUCUCUCUCUAAGUUCGUCUUUUUACUCAUCACAAUUGUUGUCCCAAGGAUUUCCCGUCGCAUCCACAACUAAAGGGUUAAUUGGUCCUGUGCUAUUUUUCGGAGCGACACUUUGAUCCUGGCAACCACUAGAAUGGCAGGGGAGUUUCGGUGGGAUACUUGCAUUAGGGAAGGAGACGUAAACUAAAAUAGAACAUCGAGAAGAUGUAUUCCGAAGUUUUGCAUCGCCGGCUAGUCAAAGUCUCCUCACCGCUGUGUCGGGAAGCCUCUUGGAACAAGUAUAAAAUUCAUAAGUCAAUUCUUGUAAAACUAUAACCCCCUGUGUCUUAAAUAUUCUUAGUACAACCCAAAACUAAUUGAAAAAUCAUACCAGGGGUCAUAAAAUUAAUUGAAAAAUUAUAAAGGAACAACCCAAAACCAUGAGUAAUCUGUCCACAUCAGCAUGACAUCAGUAUCAUCUCUCUCCUGGAAAAUCUUUUAUCUUUUCCCUUUCAAUCUUUAAUGGACGAUUUCUCUCUUGUUUUAACUUUUAAGUCGAAAUUUAAUUUUUUUUUGCACAGAUAGAUCAGAUCAAAAAUUUAUAGAUCCAAUAGAUUAUGAUGAACUCAUUCCUUCUGAGCAAACGUUUUCAAAAACGACUUAAAAACGAAGAAGUUACCAUAUGAUAUGUAGUUGGUAAAAAACAAUUUCUCGAAAUAUAUUGAAAAUUGAUCUCAUUUUGUAGAGCACAGCAAACUCGUUCCAUCUAUGCAAAAAAAAUUGAAAUCCGAGUUAGAACGAAGAAGAUAAGAGCCGAUUAAGAAAACUAGGAAAAAUAAAAUGCCUUUAAUUGACAACCCUUAGAUCUGAAUUUUUUGCACUCACUUAGAUCUAAAGGUCCAUUGGUUAAUAACCCUAUUCUAAGCCAUCUUUUGCCUUCCCUCUUUCUGACACUCUGCGGUCAUAUUUUUUACGAAAUAAAUAAUAUAUAGUUGUAUUUGUUGAGGGAUUAGUGUGUAUUUGUAUAUUAUACACGAUAAUGUUUCAUGUGCUUUAUGGUUUAGUUAGAUGAAAAAAAUAUCUUUAUAAGAAUGAUAUGGUUUUUUUUUAUAGUUAUAUAUUAUUGAAGAGAUUCAAAACUAAGACCUUUAGAUUUAAGAUUAGGGGUAUUACUACUACACCAAAUACUCAUUUACUAAUUUUGUAGAUUUGAAGGAAAAUUACUCAUGAGAUUUAUGUCUCGUAAUUUAUUAAGGUAACUGAGUUUAAAUUUUACAAUUCCUUAUUUGUUAAUGUUCCAAUUAUUAUCAUCAAAAUCUUGCGAGAAUUCAAACCCAGAACUUUAAAUUUUACACUAUCUUCGAAUUAUCUUUUACCGAAUUAAUUAAUUUCAAUAAUAGAGAUCUCUUUACUAAAUGAUUGAUUACAUGUCAUCUUAAAAUACUAUAGCAGAAACAAAAGAAAAAAUACUAUAGCAUAAAGAAGCGACAAUAUUCCAUUCAAAACAGUACGAUCCCUUCUUCCAGCCAAAAUCAGCUACCGGUGAUCACGGGGAAAGCCCGGAAUGGGAUUCUUAGUUUUAAAUUUUGGAUUUCACUCCAACCACAUUAAUUCAUCUGGGCCUUCAUGGUCCAACAAGAAAAAGUGUUGGUUCAGUUUAGACGACCAAUGAGGCCCAACGGAAUCUAUCAGCACCGGCCUGUUAUCCUUCCACUGCCUGAAGGAAGAGGUAGUCGCUACUCUGUGAAACCAGCCUGACGCGGUGCCCUCCACUCUAGGAGAACGGCCUCCUCAAGCCUUUCGACGAGGAAGCAGAACUCCAGCUCCAAGCUUGGAAUGGGAAGGCCAGGGUUCAGCUACACAAGGCCCAACCUCUUCAAUCAGCCCAAUAUCCCAACACCUUAAUGCUCCUACUUGGGUCACAAGCCCGCGUUACCAGGCUCAGCGACUGCCUAGGUUAGCGUGCUAAUUAAAUACAGCAUUUGCA
Messenger RNA from Linum trigynum, 2972 nucleotides. The record is from the annotation of a GenBank genome assembly. Lineage: Eukaryota; Viridiplantae; Streptophyta; Magnoliopsida; Malpighiales; Linaceae.